AUGUCCGCGACGGUAGAAUGUGUCGAAGAAAGGAAGGAAGAGUCUGCUGAGCCUGAGCAAGAGGAAGAUGUCAUAGAAGUUGACAGAGACACAUUGAGCUUGGAUCUCACCCGUACACGCCUCAAAAAAAUUGAAGGUUUCGAAUUCCUCACAAAGAUCAAAACGCUAUGUCUCAGAUGGAACUUGCUGAAAACUAUCGAAGGACUGCAUACUCUCACAACAUUGACUGAAUUGGAUCUCUACGAUAAUCAGAUAGAGAAAAUAGAAAAUCUUUCCACACUAGUGAAUCUUGAAACACUUGACCUCUCAUUCAAUCGACUCAGCAAAAUUGAAAACCUGGAGAACCUCGUCAAUCUGAAAACGCUGUACCUGGUACACAACAAAAUCACCAAAAUCGAAGGUCUAGAGACGCUAGUCAACUUGGAAUAUCUGGAGCUGGGUGACAAUAGGAUCAAACGAAUUGAGAACCUCGAUGCCAAUGUCAACAUUGUUCGCUUGUUCCUUGGAGCAAAUCAGAUUCGAAAAAUUGAGAAUCUCGAGCACUUGAAGAAAAUCGAAGUGUUAAGCCUACCCGCUAACGCUAUCACAGUAGUAGAGGGCGUCUCCAUGUUGUCUACUCUUCGAGAGAUCUACCUCGCUCAAAAUGGAAUCCAGUCCACAUCUGGACUAGAGAAUCUGCAAAAUCUGGAAAUCCUCGAUUUUAACUACAAUCGUCUGCAUAAAGUUGAAGGCAUUCGACAUUUCAAAAAGCUCACUGACUUUUGGGCAAAGCAUAACAAGGCAAGUCUAGAAGACUGGCAGGUAUUUGAUGAAUUGGUUGAGCUACCUCAGUUGAAUCUCGUCUACCUGGAAAAUAACCCAUUUUCUGAGGCACAAGAUUACAGGUACUGUGGAAGUAGACACAAAUAUGCUCCUCAGAUGCUGGAUAGGGCAAAAGCGAUCAGACUGCUUCCGCAGAUCACACGACUCGAUUCGACUCAAUGUCGCGAUCCAGCCACGCUGAAGGCUCCCCUAGAAGACUGGCAGGUAUUUGAUGAAUUGGUUGAGCUACCUCAGUUGAAUCUCGUCUACCUGGAAAAUAACCCAUUUUCUGAGGCACAAGAUUACAGGUACUGUGGAAGUAGACACAAAUAUGCUCCUCAGAUGCUGGAUAGGGCAAAAGCGAUCAGACUGCUUCCGCAGAUCACACGACUCGAUUCGACUCAAUGUCGCGAUCCAGCCACGCUGAAGGCUCCCGUAUUUGUGUGA
Molecule: messenger RNA, 1248 nt
Organism: Haemonchus placei
Lineage: Eukaryota; Metazoa; Nematoda; Chromadorea; Rhabditida; Trichostrongylidae
Source: the annotation of a GenBank genome assembly